This is a messenger RNA of Rodentolepis nana, 1584 nucleotides long. Lineage: Eukaryota; Metazoa; Platyhelminthes; Cestoda; Cyclophyllidea; Hymenolepididae. The record is from the annotation of a GenBank genome assembly.
AUGGUAACCGAAAUAGCAUCCGAUUCAGAAAAAAAACCAGAAUACUUUUAUUACAGCCCGUGGUGGCUCAAAUCUAGACUCAAGUUUCAUAUUCCAAUGGGAUAUACCUGGAUCCAAAUCUACUACUUUGACGAGUGGGAUACUUUCAAAGACAAAUGGUGGAAGGCGUGGUACUUGGUGGAUGGGGGUAACUUCGAAGUUCCAGAGUACCUGAGAGGAGAAUACUUUAUACCGUCAAACUGGAAAAAACUGAACGAACAUGCCCAAACGCCUGCUGGCGGCCAACGAUCUGCAAAAAUGAUACGAAUUCCUUGCAAGCUUGCCGUCCACUUCGCGAUAUUAGAACAGCAGAGUCAGUUCAUCCAAGUCGGAAAGCUCGUUUUGGGGACAUAUACUCCAUUGGUUAUGAGUGCAUAUGCCGAGAAGGUUACAGGUUCAGCCAGAAGAAAAGCAAAUGCGUCAAAAUUAAGUCUAGUUGCAAUGACGGCCGGUAAUGUUUCCAUUUUUAAGGACGUUUCAUUUAAAUGCUCAUGUCCGCCCGCCUGGCAGGGCUACGUUUGUGAAGCACCAAGGAACCCUUGCGAAUAUGAAAAUAAUCUCUGUGGUGCGUUCCCGUGCCAACGCGAUCCGAAUAAUAUGGCCUUGGGGUAUAUGUGCCUCUGCUCGAAGGGCUACGAGGCCAAAAGUCAGACAGAUCCUUCCUGUGUAAAUAUCGACGAAUGUGAAAAUGAGGAGACUAAUCCCUGUCUCAAUGGGGGUGUCUGCGUUGAUCUAGAACCUCCACCGCUAGUUCAGCCCAAACGAGGAGAAGAAUUUAGAUUCAGAUGUGAAUGUAAAUUCGGUUUUACUGGAAUUCUCUGCGAGAACGCGCCAGCUCAAUUAGCUUGGUCAGAAUGGUAUGACUGGAGUUCUUGUUCAGUGACAUGUGGCAUGGGAAUACGCUCCCGGACCCGAUCAUGUCCACGACCCGGUGAGUGUCCUGGGAAAUCCGAAGAGUCAGGCAUUUGUCAUGGACGCGUGCUGGCCUGUGAGGAUGUCAAAACUGCCUCCCCCGAAGAUGGAACCUCAAAUUAUACUUUCAAGACCAUGGAGGAGAUGCUAAAGGAGACUGGUAUUCUUUGGUCAGAGGAGGAUGAUGAUAUUUUAAAUGAUGCAUUCACUUGGGCAGAGCAGCAAUUCAAUGUCAAAACUGCUGCAAUUCAAAAGCGAGAGAAGGAAAAGUGGACAAGUGUUGUAGCUGAUGUUUUUGCCUGGAUCCCUCUCUUUGGAGUUGUCACUCGAAUGACAUCGGAUAGGGUGCUUGUCAUUGCCGAUUCUCUUGCAAUAUCAGCUCUCAUACUAUUUCUCAUCUUACUGAUGCUAGCGUACAUUUAUUGCGCCUUUUGGCAUAGAAAACGAGAUGCAGAUGAGGAAGACGAGCUGCAUACUGCUAGGGAGAAAGAUGGGACAAUUGCCACUCAAGAGGAUACAUUUUGCUCGGAAGUGGACCCACUUGGUGAAUGCCCUGCACCCUUCUAUAACCGUUUUAGAAGGCAAGAAUCUACACUGAAGACAGAGUAUUCUACCGAGUCAUUAACACUUUGA